CGUACAAUCUUCUCAGGCCGGAGGAGGCAGGCCUCAACCCUCAGGGAGUCAGGGUCCAGUCCUCUCUCUACCUCCCUCACCCACGGUGUGACGCACACACACUCCAUCUCUCUCGCUCAACAGUCUGACUCCGACUCUCGUAUAAUAAUAGUUUCUUUUUUUUUUUUUGUCGAUCACUUUUAAUCUCUCUCUCUUUCUCUCACUGUCUCCUUCGAAUUGUUUAUGGGUUUCCGUAAAGAUGGCAGAGACAACAGCAACAAAGGCAGUAGGGCAGAAGCAGAAGCAACAGAGCUGCAGUCAUACUAAGCAGACUCAAGAGACGUGGCAGCAGCAUCAUCAGAGCCAUUAGUUUAUCCAUGCACAGAAGAUUCUGCAACCAAUAGACUCUGAAUAAAAUACUCCCCCUCCAAAUCCGCCAUUCUCCCUCUCACUCCCCCCCGACCGUCCCAAAUAUCAACCAGCUUAAUAUCUGUCUCUGAAGUUCUUGUUUUUACUUUCUUCUUCAUCUUGCUCUUUUGAGAUCGAUCGUUGUUUCUUUUUAACGAUGAGUGCAAGAAGCGGGUCUCCUUUCACUGCAUCGCAGUGGCAAGAGCUUGAACAUCAAGCUCUGAUAUUCAAAUACAUGGUUUCAGGAGUUCCCAUCCCACCGGAUCUCAUCUUUCCUAUCAAACGAAGCAUGGACGCUUCAGUCUCUUCAAGGCUGUUUUCUCACCAACCUAUUGGGUGGGGCUGUUUUCAGAUGAGUUUUAGCAGGAAAGCAGACCCCGAGCCAGGGAGAUGCAGGAGAACGGAUGGAAAGAAAUGGCGAUGCUCGAAAGAAGCAUGCCCAGAUUCAAAGUACUGCGAGAGACACAUGCACAGGGGUAGAAACCGUUCAAGAAAGCCUGUGGAAGUUAUUACGGCAAACACUUCUACAACAAUCUCAUCAAUACCCAUAAACCCCUCCGCCAUUAUCAACAACUCCUCUGCAAAUUCCUCUUCUUACUCCCUUCCUUCACUCUCUUCAUCAGUUGCUGCUGAGACCAAUCACCAACACCAUUCUUAUUACAACAUCCCACAUCAUCCCUUCCUUUAUCCCCAUUCGUCCUCUUCCAGACCUCCUGGCAAUGGGUUCUCGCUUCAAAACAACUCCAGUACCCAUUUGUUCUUGGACUCUGGAUCUUACUCUCAGGCCGACAAAGAUUACAGGUAUUUUCAUGGAUUGAAGGGAGAGGUGGAUGAGCGUGCUUUCUUUUCAGAAACUUCUCGGACUGCUAGGAGUGCACCGGAUUCAUCGCUUGAUAAUUCCUGGCGAUUUACACCGCUAGCUCAAUCCAAACAGAGGAGCUGCUCUGCUUUACAAGGUGACUACUCUCAGCCGCAGUUGCAAAGCCUUACUGAUAUUUCGAAACAGCAAAAACAGCAGCAAGAGCAGCACUGCUUUGUUUUGGGUGCCGACUUCAAAUCCGAAAGGCCGCAGAAGAUGGAGAGAGAAGAGGAACCCCAGCAACCUCUUCGCCACUUCUUCGACGAGUGGCCACCAAAGAGCAGAGACUCGUGGCUCGAUUUGGAGGACGACCGAUCCAACCGGGCCUCAUUCUCCACAACCCAGCUCUCGAUUUCCACUCCUAUGCCAUCUCUCGACUUCGCAAUCUCCAAUUUCCGAACCCAGAAUGAUGGUUGAAUUUGAAGAGAGGGUUUCUGAAAACAAGGUGAUGAAAUUUAGUACUUGUUAGUGGGGGAUCAUUGCUUUCUCUUCUUGGUUUCCCAAUCUUUGUCAGGUCUGAGAAUUGCUUCUUUCUUUUGAUCUCCUUGAGAUUUGGUUGAAUAAUGUGUCCCCAGGAAGAUUCCACUUCCUUUUUUCUUCAUUCUGUUUUUUUUUUUCCUCCUGAAUUUUAUUUUACUUCAUUUUCUAAUGAACACUGGAUUCAUCUA
This is a messenger RNA of Nelumbo nucifera (sacred lotus), 1914 nucleotides long. RefSeq names its product growth-regulating factor 1-like. Gene Ontology annotation, molecular function: ATP binding. Gene Ontology annotation, biological process: regulation of DNA-templated transcription; DNA-templated transcription; developmental process. Lineage: Eukaryota; Viridiplantae; Streptophyta; Magnoliopsida; Proteales; Nelumbonaceae. The record is from RefSeq and is a predicted model, not a curated record. Gene Ontology annotation, cellular component: nucleus.